AUUGAUAUUUUGUAAAAACGUCUCUACAUCAUGGACGUCUUGAAAUGUGUCUGGGGCAUGUGUGCAUCGAGGUUUUAAUAUACUUGGCAAAUGGAAAAGUUGGAUAGGCCUACAUUUCCAUAACGCACGAAGAAUUUCGCGUCCAAUUAUUUUCAAACGUUAACAGUAUACCUACAUGGGCUUAAUCCACAUGCUUUCGUUAGUCAACGAUUGAAAUAAACUUUUGAUUCACGCACAUUAAUAAUAUGUCUAGAGGCCUACACAUUCACAACAAUAAGGUACAGCGAAUCUAACCGACUCUUCUGUUGAUGGUGUGAUUAAACAUCGGACAUUUUCUGAUACUUCAAGGGAGUCAUUCCUGUCGGAACGGGGCGUUCAUCCGUGGGAUGUUUGUCAGAGUAGACGUAUUCCGUUGUUUAAUCGCUCAAUAGAGCAUCAUGUUUCUCAUGCCACCACUUGGAGACUGAAGGGAGCCUACCAAAGAGGUGUACUCACUGACUCUUUUGAAUGAAAAGUAAUCUAAGAAAAAGCCGUUCAGAUGAUUUACAGGGCACUGGUAACUUUAGCGUUGUUUACCACAUUAAUUUUGUUACGCACACGCGUCGCAAAACAACGUUUGAGACCAAGUCCACAUUUUUUUUACAACUAUUGUAUCCUCAUGUAGGCCUAAUGGUUUUUAGAUUGAAUUUAACGAAUUACAUGUAACCAUUUUCAGUGAACAUGCACGUAUCUGGAAUCUACAAGGAGAGGAACUAUUUUUCACAUGUAGAUCGGCCAAGAAAUGAGAAUGAAUAUGCUGCAAUAUCGUUAUGCUUCUAUCUAAUUGUUAAGUGCAUUUUCUGAUUCAAAGAUAAAAAAAGGCUAAAUCUACGUGUUGAGGGCGAAGAGGAAGGUGUUCUGUUAUGCAACAGGCAUUACUUUACAUCAGUCAGAGAUGAAGGAAAAGUCCAAGAAUGCAGCGAAGACGAGACGAGAAAAAGAAAAUGGAGAAUUUUAUGAACUGGCGAAAUUACUGCCUUUACCUUCGGCCAUCACAUCACAACUGGAUAAGGCUUCAAUCAUUCGGCUGACAACCAGUUACCUGAAGAUGAGAGCCGUGUUUCCAGAUGGCCUGGGGGAGGCCUGGGGCCAGCCGACCAGAAUCAGCCCUCUGGACAACAUGGCUAAGGAACUGGGCUCCCAUCUACUGCAGACUCUGGACGGCUUUGUAUUCGUUGUCGCUUCGGAUGGCAAAAUCAUGUACAUCUCUGAGACAGCGUCAGUCCACCUUGGCCUAUCCCAGGUGGAGCUGACGGGGAACAGUAUUUUUGAGUAUAUCCACCCGUCAGAUCAUGAUGAGAUGACGGCUGUACUCAGCGCCCAUCAGCCCCUCCACCAUCACUUCCUGCAAGAGUACGAAAUGGAGCGCUCUUUUUUCCUGAGGAUGAAGUGUGUGUUGGCCAAGCGUAAUGCAGGACUGACCUGUGGAGGAUAUAAGGUGAUCCAUUGCAGUGGCUAUUUGAAGAUCCGUCAGUACGUGAUGGACAUGGCAUUGUAUGACACGUGUUAUCAGAUCGUGGGCCUGGUAGCGGUGGGCCACUCCCUGCCUCCCAGUGGUAUCACAGAGAUUAAGCUCCAUAGUAACAUGUUCAUGUUCAGGGCCAGCCUGGACCUCAAGCUCAUCUUCCUGGACUCCAGGGUGGCUGAGUUGACAGGAUACGAACCCCAGGACCUGAUUGAGAAGACGCUGUACCACCACGUGCACGGCUGUGACGUAUUCCAUCUACGCUUUGCUCAUCACCUCUUGUUGGUGAAAGGGCAGGUCACCACUAAGUACUACCGUAUGUUGUCCAAGCACGGGGGCUGGGUGUGGGUGCAGAGCUACGCCACCAUCGUCCACAACAGCCGCUCAUCCAGACCCCACUGCAUCGUCAGCGUCAACUACGUUCUCACGGACGUAGAGUAUAAAGACAUGCAGCUGUCUCAGGAGCAGAGUCGAGUGGCCAAACCCAGCUUAGCCUUUAAGACUGGCCUGGCCUCCUCUCAGGACCUCUGCAAACAACUCAAAACCAAAGCAGUCAAGAUCAAGAGCAAACUCAAAACAGCCCCCUACCCUCAGCCCAACAGCACCUACCACCCAGACAAGCCGGACUGCUCCCCCCUGGGAGGAAGUUGGAAGGAGAGCACCCCCUACCCCCUGAACCCCUGUCACGGUCAGAUCUCAGGCCCCUCUGGAGGUCCAGAGGCUGGAGAGGUCCUGUGUAGUAGCAACGCCUCCUAUGGCCUCUCCUUCCCCUACCCCUAUGGACACCUACCCCACACGGACUCCCAGAGGAGGUUGCGACACACCCAGGGUUCUUCCUCCGCCUCAACCUCCCUGUCUUCCCCUGGCCUGGCAGCCCAGCAGCUGCUCAGCUCCCUGCAGGGUCGAGGGGGCGAGGGGCGGUGGAGCUGUGCCAACGCCAAAAUCCACCAUGGUACUAACCCUGCUCACAUCCUGAGACCAUUCGCUGCAUCGUGUUCCAUUACCACAGCCACCACAGCAGCAUAUUCAGGCCCCGCGGCGAGCAGGAGGUACCCCCCCUGCGAGCCCCUUCAUGAUGGCUUCUCCAGCUGCUCAACCCCGCGCCCUAACAGCAGGUUCAAGGAAGAGCCCUAUGAGCAUCACACGCUUGGCCAGAACAAGACCACAGAGGACCGCCUGCACUCCCAGUCACAGGCUACUAAAGAGGACAGCAAGCUGCCGUUCAGUCGAGACUACCUCCACAAGGCCUCCGAGGGGAGUGGUUGUGUAGGAGGGGAGAAGCUGUUGUCCUGUCCCCUGCUGAGUAACUCUGUGCUGGGGAAGGUGAGCUGCGAGCAGUCCCGGUCCUUCCAUGGCCUGGGCCAACCCUUCCCCAUGCAGGUGGUCCUGGAGCAGCGCAGGAGGCUGUGUAUGAUGGAAUCCCCCUACAGCCACAGUGCCACCGGCCCCCUGGAGCACACGGACAGCAAUGGGGAGCGGGGGAGCCCCAAGAUGUUGGAUCCUGAGGCGGGGGAGGAGGAAAGGAGGAUGUGGAUGGGGGUUGGAGUUGGGAUGGGAGUCGGGGUAGGCCUUCCGACCCAGGCUCCGUACGUGUCUUUGAACCUCCACCACGUCUUGGCCAAACACAGCUCCUUCCAGGCCCCGCCCUAUGCUGCCCUCGGCCACUUGACAGACAGCUACGGUUACCGUGGCGACGAAAUGGGUUCUUACGACUACAAGAGCCAAAGCCCUGCCUCCAGCUCCUCCCCUGAGAUCCACAGGGAGAUUCCUCAUUACAUCGGCACGUCCGUCAUCAUCACCAACGAGAGGUGACACAGCUCGGGGGUCGAAGGACAAGGAGGGACAGACACCCUGAGACUUCAGCCUUUUUGGUCAGAAACACAGACAAUGAACAGAAGCUGUAUCAGUGACUAUGUAACUGUGUCAGCCAGAAGUUGAGUCACUUUCUGGGGACCCUGUCUGGUUAAGACCUCCACAUGGCUCUCCAUUUCUGUUUUUCAGAUGUUUUCUACGCAAAUAAGCCAACGUCAGACUCCUCUAAGGAGCCAGUAAUUUCAGGUUUCUUGAUUAUAUUAUAUUUUUGCAUACUGUUUAUCCAAUAGCAUAAAUGCAUUGUCACAUUCUAGUUCAAAGCCAUUUAUUUUGACAAAAUCUCAAGGACCUUUGAGCCAUGACACAGUACAUCAUUUGAGGUACAAAUUGCCUGUGAAGAAUACACCCCUCUAAUGUUGUAACUCAGAAGCACCAAUCAUAACUGACCUGAACAAGAAGAUACUAUAAAAUGGUCUAAAAAAGCAGCAUUUAGAUUGAAUGUAGCAUGAUUUCAACCCAAUUUGCAAGCUAGUUUAAGUGCAAACGGUUUCCAAUGCACUUCUUUUUUUGUGACAGCGACAUUAAAAAGGGCAUAAGAUAUGCCAGCACAAAAUAAUACAUGCUGUCACUCCCUACCUUGUAUAUUGAAUGGGGAAAUGACAGACACAAAAUAAUACAUGCUGUCACUCCCUACCUUGUAUAUUGAAUGGGGAAGUGACAGACACAAAAUAAUACAUGCUGUCACCCCCUACCUUGUAUAUUGAAUGGGGAAAUGACAGACACAAAAUAAUACAUGCUGUCACUCCCUACCUUGUAUAUUGAAUGGGGAAAUGACAGACACAAAAGUAUUGAACCUGGACACUUUCUUGCAAACAUGAAUGAGGGUAAAUAUUGUUCACCCUCUUUUGAAGUUAACAUUAAAUCAUUUGGUCAAUUAUAUCAAUGGCAGAGAUCGGAAACACAAUGUGUAAUUUAUUAUUGUGCAACACAUAGCAGCUUGCUUAUUUAUGAAGAAAACCAGGAUCUAACAUGUAUAAUGAGAAAAAUGUCAACUGCAUUGGGGAAAAUUAAAUGAAAUAAAACACAGUAGUUUGCUUUAAUUCUGAAUGAACAAUUCAAAUGAAAUGUCCUGCCAGACAGUCAUUGUCCAUGGCUAUUUUCAGCUCUUCUUUAUUCUUCAGAAUGCAUAGUGGAUAUCAUCUGGUUAUUGAAGAGGUUUGGACAUUGAUGUGAUAUCAAGCACAUGUAAAUGUCAGAAUUACAAACACUUUUAUAUAAUAGGUACAUAUAACCUCACUUUCUUCUGUGAUGUAAUCUUGAAAUACACCUUUAUGUCCUCCUGCCUGUAUCCCAUCAACCUGGUCAAAUGGGCCCUCCAAAUGUCUGUGUAUGUGGGAGUGUGUUCUCCCAAUGACUACAAGAAACUGUCUAUCCACUGUGGUCUUCUGUAUCCAUACACCCCUCCAAAUUUCCCUUAGGACCACUGCACCCUCAAAUGUUUCAGGUCUACUGAGCACAAAACUUGAACGUUACGAAAAUUCUGUGCGCACUUCCAGCGCACAUUUACUGUGAACACUGAGGCUGUACCCACUUUGAUUUCCAGUUUUAACAGUGGCCAAGUAGGCUACUGUGGCUAUUUGAUCAUAAUGUAGGGCUACCAGAGUUGCCUAACCUCAAAAACAAUGGAGAAAAGCCAUCUCAUAACACUUUAACAUCAUUGAGCCUACAGUAGCAGCCAAUGUGUGGUGUUCACUGAAGGCUAUAAAAACAAAGAGUCGCACACUCUAUUUAUAAACUCGACCGUCAUUUAUUGGGUAAACCACCAAUGUUUCGGUAUCACUGUGCCUUCUUCAGAGUGAUCAAUUUAUGCCUACAUUCCAUGAAACAUGCAGGGCUUGACAUUAACCUGUUUAUCCAUUUGUCCUUCAUACAAGGAGGUGACUGUUGUGUUGUUUAAUGCAAGAAACCACUUCACAAAAUAAAAUGCAUUAUUAUUCCCAUACCAUUA
Oncorhynchus kisutch (coho salmon) is the source of this 5324-nucleotide messenger RNA. It is a transcript of the gene sim2, whose product is annotated as SIM bHLH transcription factor 2. The record is from RefSeq and is a predicted model, not a curated record. Gene Ontology annotation, biological process: regulation of transcription by RNA polymerase II. Gene Ontology annotation, molecular function: protein dimerization activity; DNA-binding transcription factor activity, RNA polymerase II-specific; RNA polymerase II transcription regulatory region sequence-specific DNA binding. The transcript is spliced from 11 exons. Bases 935 to 3316 code for a protein of 793 amino acids. Lineage: Eukaryota; Metazoa; Chordata; Actinopteri; Salmoniformes; Salmonidae.